UAACUACCUGAGACUUGGAUGUAAGAGCAAUCAGAAGCAAUGGACUGGUUCCCAUACAGAACCGCUGCUGUUCUGUUCAUUUUAGGGGUGGUGGUGGAGAUUAACAGUGAAUUUCGAAUUCAGGUAAGAGACUAUAACACCAAAAAUGGCACCAUAAAAUGGCAUUCUGUCAGAAGGCAAAAGAGGGAAUGGAUCAAGUUUGCAGCAGCUUGUCGAGAAGGUGAAGAUAACUCAAAGAGAAAUCCAAUUGCUAAAAUUCAUUCAGACUGUGCCAAGGACCAACAAAUCACCUAUCGCAUCUCUGGAGUGGGAAUUGAUCAGCCACCUUAUGGAGUCUUUAUUGUUAAUCCAAAAACGGGUGAAAUUAAUAUAACAGCAAUAGUUGAUAGAGAGCUCAAUCCAUAUUUCAAAAUCUAUUGCCGCGCUCUGAAUGCACAUGGUCAAGAUGUGGAAAAUGUUCUAGAGCUCAGGGUCAAAGUUCUGGAUGUCAAUGAUAAUCCUCCAAUAUUUGCUAUGACUGAAUUUGUGGGAAGUGUAGAAGAAAAUAGUUAUGCAAACACUCUGGUGAUGGUGCUAAAUGCUACUGAUGCUGAUGAACCAAAUAACCUGAAUUCAAAAAUUGCCUUCAAGAUCGUCAGCCAGGAGCCUGCAGAUUCACCAAUGUUUAUUUUGAACAGAUAUUCUGGAGAACUUCGAACCAUGAAUCCUUUUCUGGACCGAGAGAAAUAUGCUAUGUAUAGCCUUGUUGUAAGAGGCUCUGAUCGGGAUGGAGGUGCCGGUGGGCUAUCAGCACAGAGUGACUGCAAAAUCACAAUUUUAGACGUCAAUGAUAAUUUUCCAAGACUCGAAUUCCCCAGUUACAAAAUAAGCAUCCAAGAGAAUAUGAUUAGCCAGGAAGUGGCUCGGUUCAAAGUAAUUGACUUGGAUCAAGAGGGAUCAGAUAAUUGGUUGGCACUCUUCUUCUUUAUGUCGGGAAAUGAAGGAGGCUGGUUUGAAAUAGUAACAGAUGAAAUGACUAACGAGGGAAUUUUCCGAGUUAUCAAGCCUCUUGAUUAUGAAGCAAUACAGAACAUGCAGCUUAGCAUCGGUGUUAGAAACAAAGCUGAAUUCCACCAUUCAGUUAUAUCUCAAUAUAAAAUGGAAGCAACUAUCAUCUCAGUAUCUGUUGAAAAUCAAAUUGAAGGAUCAGUAUUUGCUCCAGCUUCUAAUACUUACAUCAUAACUAAAAAUAUGGGGAAAAAUUCUGUUGUUGGAUCAAUGGUAGCAACUGAUCUGGACACAGGAGGACCUUCAAAAACAGUCAGAUAUAUAAUGGGAAUGAAUCCUGGUGGUUUGCUAGCUGUUAAUGAAAGAACUGGCCAACUUAUCCUGAACAAUGUAAUAACCAGAGAAGUAUAUCAAAACCUUGGUGGACAUUAUGAAGGAACUAUUCUAUCCAUAGAUGAUACUCUCCAAAGAACUUGUACUGGUACCAUUAUUCUUGAUCUGCAAGAGCUGCGAAAUGGGGACAAGGAUGGGAGCACAACAGAAGGAGGUAGCAGCACAAGUGGAGGCAGCACAGGAAAUGAGCGAGAAACCACAAGUGAAACCACUAACCGUGAGAUAAUCACCCCCAACCCUAACACAGUUCCUACCACUAGAAGUUAUGAAAAUGGUAAUGGACUCAUCAAUUACCCUGGAGAUAAUGUACAUUUUGGUCCUGCUGGCAUUGGUCUGCUGAUCAUGGGAUUCCUGGUGCUUGGGUUGGUCCCAUUUUUGUUGACAGCAUGUGACUGUGGGGGUGCCAGUGGUGUGGGCGGAGGUUUUGAGCCUGUUCCAGAGUGUUCAGAAGGUGCAAUCCAUACCUGGGCAGUAGAGGGACCCCAGCCUGAUGAUAUAAACAACAUCUGUGUGCCAGUUAUACCAGUGAUAGACGCUGGUGGAAAUAUGAAUGAAUGUAUUGACACUGCUGGAGUUUAUACAAAUGAAUAUGGAGAAAGAGAAAUGAGAGACCUAGGAGAAGGAGGAAUGGGAACAUCAAGAUUUGAACUAACAAAUGGAGUGAAAACAUCUGCAAUCCCUGAAGUCUGUACAGGAUAUUCUGGAACAUUAAGAAGGAAUUCCAUGAGAGAAUGUAGAGAAGGAGGCCUGAAUAUGAACUUCAUGGAAAGCUACUUCUGCCAGAAAGCAUUUGCCUAUGCUGAUGAAGAUGAAAGUAGACCAUCAAAUGAUUGUUUACUUAUCUAUGAUAUUGAAGGAGUCGGCUCUUCUGCUGGCUCCAUUGGCUGUUGUAGUUUCAUUGGAGAAGACGAGGAUGACAGCUACUUAGACACCUUGGGGCCGAAAUUUAAGAAAUUGGCAGAUAUUAGCCUGGGAAAAGAGAUUGAUUCCUAUCCAGAUGCUGAUUACACUUGGCCACCUGACAACACCGAACCCAGUUGUCCUCCCCAGGGAAAUGAUUUUUCUGGACACCCACCAAAGUCUCCACAUUUUGGUACCACCACAGUUGUUUCUGAGAGCACCUACCCCUCUGGGCCCGGAGUUCAGCAUCCUGUGCCUAUACCUGAUCCCCUGGGCUAUGGAAAUGUUACAGUGACUGAGUCAUAUACUACCACUGGGUCCCUACAGCCCCCGGUACAUAUUCAGGAUCCUCGGCAUGGCUCAAAUGUUGUGGUGACAGAGAGGGUGGUAGGACCCAUCUCUGGCUCAGGUCUCCAGGGAAUGUUAGAUCUAACUGAUUUCAGAGAAGGGUCCAAUGUUGUAGUGACAGAGAGGGUAAUUGCACCAAAUUCAAUACUACCUACCUCCUUGAGUAUCCCUGACCCCAGAGAUACAUCAAAUGUGGUAGUAACUGAAAGAGUAAUUAGACCAACUUCUGGCCUGAUGGGCAAUCUAGGUAUUCAUCCUGAUUUAUCUGGUGCCCAUAAUGUAGUUGUUACAGAGAGAGUUGUUUCUGGAGCUGGGGUAACUGGAAUCAGUGGUGGUGGUGUUAGUGGUAUGGCUGGCAGCAACGUGAGCAGAGGUGCUGUUACCAUGAGUGGUGGAGGUGGAAUAGGCUUGAGUGGAUCUGGCAUAAGUGGGGGUGGCAUUGAGAUGAGCAGCCUGGGAAGUGGGGGAGGUGGCUUGAGUAGCAUCGGUCUGAACAGCAGUGGCAGUUCUACACUUGGCCACGUGAGGAAUUCUGAGCAUUUUAACCAGACCAUCGGAUCAGCCUCCCCUGGUACAACUCGAAGCCGGAUCACAAAAUACAGCACCAUACAAUAUUCUAAGCAGUGAAUGUAUCUGAACUUUUUUCUAUGGCAAUCAUAACCAAAAUUUAGCUAUUUCACCCCACACCAAAAUAGCAUAUCAGGGUUAUUUAUGAUGCACAUCUAGACUCUAAAAGUAUAGUAUAUAAUGGGGUGACCCUAUAGUAUCACAACAUGAGAGAAAGAUCCUGUGACACUGUUAUUAGGAAAACCUCUCCUGGGUACAAUUCAGUCAUUUCUUUUAUUAUUGCUAAUGAAAAGCUGAAAGCGUAAUAAAGAUAUGAGGUAGAUGUUGCAUUUAUCUAUGUGUGGCUUGGGGCAUAUUCCAAGUUGGGAGUAAAAUAGGCCCAUAGUCAUAGGACAUCAUCUUCUUUGUGCUUGGGGGUUUUAUUGGUUAGCUUGCUCUGGAUUGAACUGCCUGCCAUGUUGCUCUGGUAAAAGGGCACAUGUACCAUGCUCAUGCAUUUGGGAAGAAUUUGAAUUGUGUACAAAGUACUAUUUUGCUUUCAUAGAUAAUAUAUAUGGAAAAUAUGCCAUGUACUUGAGUAAAAGUUAACCACUGCAUGAUUCUUUUGGAUUUUAUUGGAUAUUUAUUUUAAGGAUUCCCUAAAUCUCCCCAUCUCAAUGGUAAAAAGAGCUUUAAAUAGAAAAUGGGCCCUAGAAAGGAAAAACUGUAUAAGAAAGUGACAAUAGGAAGAGGAUGUUUCAGGGCAAACCUGCCCCUGUUGCUGGAAUAUAGGAAAAAGAGGUGUCUACAAGGGACCCUGGGACUUGGCAUGGUUUCCUCCAAGGUCCUCAGAGCCAUCAGAGUUCUAAGAACCAAAAGAAAGUCUUAUAUUUCCUGGCUGGUGAUCAGCACUGAGAAUGGGCAUGACUUCCUCUGUAAGCUCUGACUAUAGUAGUGGUAAAGGCUAUUCAUGUUACAGAGUAAUAGAGCCACAAGACUCCAGAUAUACAUCUUUAUUUAAUUCCUUCUCCUAUCCACCAUUGUUUGUGAUUAUGAUAGAAACAGUAGACAAACAAAUCUACCAGGCAUACUGCACAUGCAGAUUGAAAGGAGUCAUGGUUGCUAUUGCUACUCAAAGCUAAACCACCUCUGUAAUCAGUGGCUUUGCACUACAUUUUCUCUUAACUAUCAUUUUCAGCAAGCGUUAUUCAUGCAUAUCCAUACAUUUAUACAUGUCUCUUAUAAACAUGUUACCACAAUAUAGUUAAGAGAGCUGAGAAAAAUGGAAUGCUCACGAACACAUCUUUUGGGGGGUAGGGGAGUACUGUGGGAAUACCUAAGGGGACCUAGUUUGAUACCUGGAAAAUAUUAAAUGGGGAAUAAUUAGAAAGGAACUUUUCUGUACAGCAUUUGCUUAUAAUGUUGGUGGCUUUAACUGAGCUUCAGGUCUCUCUGCCUUCUGCUCUCUGCCUUUUUGAAGGGUUUGACUAGGAACUUAAACUGUUGUCCUUUUUGUGUUAGCAAAAACAUGAUAGCACUGAACAAAUCCAUUUCCCUAACCCCCAACCUGGAACAUUUUAUUCUCAAUCUCAUUACUCAGACAUUGCUGGUUUGACUUUCAGUCACCUCUUGCCAUAUCUUACACACUCCAUUUUUUAGUUAUUUUCCAAAUGUUGACAUGUGCUAG
Messenger RNA from Trichosurus vulpecula (common brushtail), 4861 nucleotides. RefSeq names its product desmoglein 1 (gene DSG1). The record is from RefSeq and is a predicted model, not a curated record. NCBI's taxonomy places the organism in Eukaryota, Metazoa, Chordata, Mammalia, Diprotodontia, Phalangeridae. Gene Ontology annotation, biological process: homophilic cell-cell adhesion. The coding region runs from base 40 to 3255 and encodes 1071 amino acids. Gene Ontology annotation, molecular function: calcium ion binding; gamma-catenin binding. Gene Ontology annotation, cellular component: desmosome; plasma membrane. The transcript has 15 exons.